AUCCAAUGGCUUGCACGACUCUGUCAUCAUCACCAUCAACACAAGGCAGUCGCGCUCCGGUCUGGUCACUUGGCGCAGUCCGGCAAUAAUAUGAGCGACGACGAGGCAGACCCUGAGUUGCUGGAACUCCUCCGCCAAAGACUGGGCAUCUCUUCACGACCCAGGGAUGAAAUCUCAAGCGACACAGGCGUUCUCCGUAACGCUGAGUUCAUCUACAAUAAUGCCAUCGAUGUGUCGAUUGACAUGUACGGCACGAAAGCGGCGGCAGAGAGCAUUUAUCAGAUGAUGCAAGAACGCGGAUACUCGACGGAGACCUGGAGUCAGCAUGAACUCCAUCCCAAGAUGAGUGAAGGGUUUACGGAACUCGACAUCGUCAACUUUGUCUUUACGAUGGACUUGCAGAAUUAUUCCUUUUGGUCUGAACUUCCGAGCGAAGAACGAUACCAAGUGGAGUAUAGAGGUAGAAGAUGGACUGGCUACAACAGCUUAGUGGCCUGCUUGCGACGAGCACUGGACGAGGGCAUUCCUAUUACUACGCCGCGCUUCUGGCGGAGUCGGCAAUGCACAGACGAACUGCUGAGACGUGUCUUUCGCUCUGCCACGGCAGAGCCAAUUCCCUUGCUUGAUGACCGAAUUGAAAUGCUUCGAGAGUCGAGUGACAUAUUGCGCCGGCAGCCGGACUAUGCUGUUAUGCGGCUCAUCCAGAAAAGCGACGGGUCGGCUGGCAAGCUAGUCAAUUUGCUGGCUCACCACUUCCCUUGCUUCCGUGACGAGACACGAUUCGAGGGGCGCAGAGUGCGGCUCCUCAAACGUGCGCAGAUCUUGGUGGCUGACUUGUGGGCGGCGUUGAAUGGCAGUGGACUGGGUGAACUCCACGAUAUUGAUCACUUGACCAUGUUUGCAGGUGCGAACCUUAUUGCGCUUCUUUAUCUUAUCGACUGUCUAGUACGUAGUUGGACAUUAAGUAGUAUAAGGGAGGGUAGAAGUAUACAGCAUAAGCAAUCUCAAACCUUAGAAUAUCGCUCAGGGUGCAGCAUCUGGGCCGUCGAGCUGAUUCGAAGAGAGAUUCUCAGCAGUCAUCACGAAGCCACAAACAUCAACGCUGUGCUAAUCGACUUCUUCUUGUACGACUUGGCCAAGGAGCGGGACAGGCAAGGGCAACACGCGAUUCCCCACCAUCGAACCAGAAGCAUUUGGUACUGA
Molecule: messenger RNA, 1203 nt
Organism: Pseudocercospora fijiensis CIRAD86
Lineage: Eukaryota; Fungi; Ascomycota; Dothideomycetes; Mycosphaerellales; Mycosphaerellaceae
Exons: 8
Coding region: 91-1203 (370 amino acids)
Source: RefSeq, a predicted model, not a curated record